AUGCUUUGCUCUGUUUAUCAUCAUAUUCUCAAAAAAGAAGUAACGCCAGGACUUGCGGCUAGUUGGAUUCGUCCUCGUCAACCAGUUCCUCUGUCUCAGCUGGUGAUGCUUGUUGGUGGUCAAGCACCGAAAGCUAUUUCAAACGUUGACACAUUUGAUCCUGAUUCACAACGUUGGAGUUCAUUAGCUUCCCUGCAACAACGUCGUUGUCGAUGUGGAGUCGUCAUAGCGGGAGAUUUGGUUUAUGCUAUUGGUGGAUUCAAUGGAACAGCACGAAUCCGAUCGGUGGAAAUUUAUGAUCCGCGCAGAGAUCUAUGGCUGAUUGGACCACCAAUGGAAGCACGACGAAGCACAUUGGGAGUUGCAGUCCUUGAUGGAUCCAUUGUUGCAGUGGGCGGAUUCGAUGGAUCAACUGGAUUAUGUAGCGCUGAAAUGUUGGAUCCUAGACAGGGUCAGUGGAUGGCAUUGCCUUCGAUGACAACGCGGCGAUCAAGCGUUGGAGUGGCUGCGAUGAAUGGAAUCGUUUAUGCUGUAGGAGGUUAUGAUGGCCAAUCUAGGCAGUGCUUGAAUACGGUUGAACUAUACGAUUCUCGCGCGAAUCGCUGGAGAUCGGGUGAACCGCUUCUCGAAGUGCGAUCUGGCGCAGGAGUAGCUAUUUAUCGCGAUCGUGUCAUCACAGUCGGAGGCCACGAUGGACCAUUAGUCCGCAGCUCAGUCGAGAUGCUGGGCGAUGACGGCUGGAUGCUCUUGCCGGAGAUGUCAGUUUGUAGAAGAAAUGCGGCCAUUGUUGUUGCAAACGGCUUUGUGUUUGCUCUUGGUGGUGAUGACGGCGCAUGCAAUCUUUCUUCAAUGGAAUGUUCUGGAAGUUGA
Messenger RNA from Cooperia oncophora, 870 nucleotides. NCBI's taxonomy places the organism in Eukaryota, Metazoa, Nematoda, Chromadorea, Rhabditida, Trichostrongylidae. The record is from the annotation of a GenBank genome assembly.